AUGAAGUACAUUCAUUCCGAAGAGACCUUGACCGUCCCCGAGGGUGUCAAGGUCACCAUCAAGUCCAGACUUGUUACUGUUGAGGGUCCACGAGGCAAGCUCACGAAGAACCUCAACCACUUGGCCGUCAACUUCUCCCACCCAAAGAAGGAUGUUAUCAACAUCGAAUUGCACCACGGUGCCCGAAAGAACGUCGCUACCCUCCGCACAGUCCGAACCCUCAUCAACAACCUGAUUAUCGGUGUCACCAAGGGCUUCAAGUACAAGAUGAGAUAUGUCUACGCACAUUUCCCCAUCAACGUCAACGUAGACAAGAACUCCGAGACUGGCCUGUACGAGGUUGAGAUCCGAAACUUCAUCGGUGAGAAGAUCGUCCGCAGAGUCGUCAUGCAACCAGGUGUCGAGGUCGAGCCAUCAAAGAACCAGAAGGAUGAGCUGCAAUUGUUCGGUAACUCGCUCGAGAACGUCUCACAGUCCGCCGCCGACAUUCAACAAAUCUGCAGAGUGCGAAACAAGGAUAUCCGCAAGUUCUUGGAUGGUCUGUACGUUUCGGAGAAGGGUAACAUCGAGGAAGACGCAUGA
This is a messenger RNA of Cadophora gregata, 582 nucleotides long. RefSeq names its product 60S ribosomal protein L9A (gene RPL9A). Bases 1 to 582 code for a protein of 193 amino acids. Lineage: Eukaryota; Fungi; Ascomycota; Leotiomycetes; Helotiales; Ploettnerulaceae. The transcript is spliced from 5 exons. Gene Ontology annotation, cellular component: cytosolic large ribosomal subunit; ribosome. The record is from RefSeq and is a predicted model, not a curated record. Gene Ontology annotation, molecular function: structural constituent of ribosome; rRNA binding. Gene Ontology annotation, biological process: cytoplasmic translation.